Microthlaspi erraticum is the source of this 825-nucleotide messenger RNA. The record is from the annotation of a GenBank genome assembly. NCBI's taxonomy places the organism in Eukaryota, Viridiplantae, Streptophyta, Magnoliopsida, Brassicales, Brassicaceae.
AUGUCCCUCCGUAAAACCCUAACCGCCGUAAAUCAACCAUCAUUGCCGUCGGAUUCUUCAAUCUCCGCCGUUAAUCUCGACGUUUCCGAUUCCUCUGCUUCUAGAAUCAACUUCCGUCCCCGUAAAAUCCGGAAAGUUUCGACAGAUCCUCUCAAUCCGCCGCUGCAAAUCACCGCGUCUCCUCUAUCUUCCAAAUCGACUAUAGAUAUCGCUCUCCGCCACCUGCAGAGCUCCGAUGAAGUUCUCGGAACCGUAAUCUCCGCGCACAACAACCCUCCGGUGUUCGAUUCAAGCUGCCCUCCGUUCCUCUCCCUCGCGAGAUCAAUCCUCUACCAGCAGCUCGCCACGAAAGCAGCGAAAUGCAUCUACGACCGAUUCCUCUCCCUAUUCGACGGCGGAGAAUCGGGUGUCCUCCCAGAAUCCGUUAUCUCAAUCUCCGCCGUUGAUCUCCGUAAGAUCGGCGUCUCCGGUAGAAAAGCCAGCUACCUCCACGAUCUCGCCGGUAAAUACUUAAGCGGCGUCCUCUCCGACGAGAUGAUUCUAGAAAUGAGCGACGAAGAGCUGAUCGAUCGAUUGACUCUGGUGAAAGGAAUUGGAGUGUGGACUGUUCACAUGUUCAUGAUCUUCUCUUUGCAUAGGCCUGAUGUGUUGCCUGUGGGUGAUCUUGGUGUGAGGAAAGGCGUCAAGGAUCUAUAUGGUUUGAAGAAUCUUCCAGGUCCAUUGCAGAUGGAGCAGCUGUGUGAGAAAUGGCGUCCUUAUAGGUCCGUUGGUUCGUGGUACAUGUGGAGGCUAAUCGAGGCAGCUAAAACCAAAUUGUCCAAAUAG